GCAGCAGCUGGGAGAGAAGGAGACAGACUGCGUAAAGAGAGAGGAAGAGAGAGACAGAGAGAGUAGAGGAGAGGAGAGAGAGUUUCCCUGCAUAUCAAUGGAGGUUGUGUCUGCAGCAGAGGAGGAGAUCUGACGGAGAGAAAUCUGAUUCAAACAUGGCUAAAAACCAAGAAGUGGAGCGCAUCGCUAAAAAGCUGGAUAAAAUGGUGCACAAGAAGAACACGGACGGCGCUCUCGACCUGCUGAGGGAGUUGAAGAACAUCAAGAUGUCUCUGGAGACUCUGCAGUCCACCAGAGUGGGAAUGUCUGUGAACGCUGUGAGGAAACAAAGCUCAGAAGAUGAAGUUCAGACUCUGGCCAAAGCUCUCAUCAAGUCCUGGAAGAAACUACUGGACGGUUCAGAAGGGAAGGCGGAGGAGAAAGAGAAGAAGAAGAAGGAGGAGGGGGGCUCUCCUGUGAGGUCAUCGUCUACCUCCAAGGACUCCUGCAGCAGUGAGAAAAGCAGUCAGGGGUCUGUGGAUCCUCCCAUCACCCCGACCUCACCCAGCACCCACAGCCUCCCCUCUAUGGUCACCUCCUUCCCCCCCGCCCCCGUCACCACCGACAGCGUCAGGAACAAAUGUCGACAGCUGCUGGUGGCGGCGCUGCAGACUGACGAUGAUCACAAGACCAUUGGAGUGGACUGUGAUCACCUUGCAGCACAAAUCGAGGAUCAGAUCUACCAGGAGUUUAAAUCUACAGAUAUGAAAUAUAAAAGCCGUCUACGAAGUCGCAUCUCCAACCUGAAGGAUCAGAAGAAUCCCGACCUGAGGCGUAACGUCCUGUGUGGAAACAUCUUGCCUCAACGCAUCGCCAGCAUGACUUCUGAGGAGAUGGCGAGUGCAGAGCUGAAGCAGAUGAGAGAGACUCUGACCAAAGAGUCCAUCAAAGAGCAUCAGCUGUCGAGGGUCGGAGGAACGGAGACGGACAUGUUCAUCUGCAGCAAGUGUCACGGAAAGAACUGCUCAUACACACAAGUGCAAAUUCGCAGUGCUGAUGAGCCCAUGACCACCUUUGUGUUGUGUAACGGCUGUGGCAACCGAUGGAAGAAACAUGGUGGACUCCGUGGAAGAGGACCUGCUCCCUCUGUAGAUAUAAAAGGCUCAAUCUAAGGUAAACACUCUUAUUGUCAUGGGAUUACACACUGUUUAUACAUAGUUCUGCACAGUCUGCUUUGAUGGAGCCCACUUAACUUUACACACUGUACCUUUAAGUUAUAUUUAGGAG
Molecule: messenger RNA, 1266 nt
Organism: Scomber scombrus (Atlantic mackerel)
Lineage: Eukaryota; Metazoa; Chordata; Actinopteri; Scombriformes; Scombridae
Gene: tcea2
Product: transcription elongation factor A (SII), 2
Exons: 10
Coding region: 156-1151 (331 amino acids)
Biological process (GO): transcription elongation by RNA polymerase II; DNA-templated transcription
Cellular component (GO): nucleus
Molecular function (GO): zinc ion binding; nucleic acid binding
Source: RefSeq, a predicted model, not a curated record